Dioszegia hungarica is the source of this 894-nucleotide messenger RNA. RefSeq lists its product as uncharacterized. The record is from RefSeq and is a predicted model, not a curated record. The transcript has 3 exons. The coding region runs from base 1 to 894 and encodes 297 amino acids. Lineage: Eukaryota; Fungi; Basidiomycota; Tremellomycetes; Tremellales; Bulleribasidiaceae.
AUGGGGAUGGGUCUGAGGGCGAUGAGGACGGGAGGCACUCGCCUGAAAGAGGUAGACGGGGUGACGGAGACGGGCGUGAUGGACGCGAGGGUCAAGGGCGCUCGAGAAGGGUCGCGUCGAUCAGGCGACCGCAUCGGGACAGCGGAAAUGCGGAUCGAGAGGAGGGAGAGUCGCCUUACCACCGCCCUCAUCUACCUGUCGAUCACUCCCCUCUUCUCUCGCCUCAUGCCGCACUUGACUACGGGGAGCACGGUCAUCAGUCCAGUCGGACCCGGCGCGAAUCACAGAACGAGCAUCAGCACAGGUCAUCCGAGCACCACCAGCACCAGCACCGUCAUCACAGUCAGGCUGCGCAUAGUCAGGCUGGGUAUGAUGACCGCGCGGACCUGCACGAGCACCACCAUCAUCAGCGACACGGGCACGGACACCGCCGUGCGAACUCGGAGCAAGGCCUCAUGCCUCAUCACCAGCAUCUCCCAACAUCCUUACCACCAUCAACAUCCCGAGUAUGAGCACCAGCAACAGCAACAGCAUCAACACCAGCAUCAACAUCCCAUUUCGGCGGGCUCGAGGCGCAACCCCGAUGGGUACGGCGGUAAACAGCCCUUCCCUGUCCAGGCGGACGGAGCGCAGAGCGUACAGCCGCUCAUGCACCAGCAGCACAUGGGUAUGGGCAUGGGCAGUAUGGGUAUGGGGAUGGCGGCGCCUGGACCGGGACCGGGCCCGGGCUUUGACGAUGGAGCGAGCGCAGCGGGGACGGCUAUGACGUUUAUGGAUGGGCAGAUGGGCGGGCGGGUGAGUCAGUAUGGGUUGCCCAAGUAUGCGCAUAACCCCAAAGUUGACUAUAGGCGCUUCUGUGUGCAAAGGGGUAAUGCAGAUGUGUUUAUCGAUUGA